Gymnogyps californianus (California condor) is the source of this 1464-nucleotide messenger RNA. It is a transcript of the gene GLIPR2, whose product is annotated as GLI pathogenesis related 2. The coding region runs from base 24 to 488 and encodes 154 amino acids. NCBI's taxonomy places the organism in Eukaryota, Metazoa, Chordata, Aves, Accipitriformes, Cathartidae. The transcript has 5 exons. The record is from RefSeq and is a predicted model, not a curated record. Gene Ontology annotation, cellular component: extracellular region.
AAAAAAAAAACCACCACUUGAUCAUGGGAAAAUCAGCUUCCAAACAAUUUGCUGAAGAAGUCUUGAAAGCGCACAAUGACUACAGGAAGAAACACGGAGUCCCCCCAUUAAAACUCUGCAAGAAGUUAAACAGAGGAGCCCAACAGUAUGCAGAAGAACUGGCUACCACAAGGGUCCUCAAACACAGCUCCGAGUCUGCUAAUGGAAAAUGUGGAGAAAACCUAGCAUGGGCAUCCUAUGACCAACCAGGAAAGGAUGUGGCUGACAGAUGGUACAGUGAAAUAAAAAAUUACAGCUUUCAAAACCCAGGCUUUUCUUCUGGGACAGGUCACUUCACAGCAAUGGUUUGGAAGAACACAAAAAAGAUGGGAGUUGGAAAAGCAUCUGCUAGUGAUGGCUCAACGUUUGUGGUGGCUAGAUAUGAUCCAGCUGGAAAUGUAGUAAAUCCAGGCUAUUAUGAAGAAAAUGUCCUUCCUCCAAGAAAAUAACUUUUUUUUUUUUUUAAAGUAGUCUUAUUGCUUAAUGACAAGUGAACCUGGAUUUGGACUUAACAGUGUUUGAAAUGAAGUACGAUUCAAUGAAAUUUCCUGUUUGAUACUGCUGUUCACUUCUCAUUACAGCGGAAGCAAUUACGUGUUGCUUGAGUCGAUCUGCACAUUAGGUCCCUGUUGUUUCUGAGGGGGCUUCAGUUUAUUUGAGGAUGAAGUAUAUGCAGCAUUUCUGAAGGGUAAAAUUUAUAAGGGUUUUUUUUAAUAGUUUGCAUGAACUCUGUGUCAGCAUGUGAGUAAGCACAUGUUGGAUGUCUUUUUUUAAACAAGCAAAUUUAUAGCUUUCUGUAAACUGAAGAUACCAGCUUGUAAUUAUAUCACAUACUCCCAGUUUUCCAGUAUUUUUUAAUAACUGUAACGUCUUUGCUCUAUCUAUACCUCCUGCUUCUGUGGGGCCUUCUCUCUGCAGAUGGAACAUAUGCAAAACUUCCCGUAUGAAAGGUACACGUGUAAAAUGUAGUGGCAUUCAGACCUAUGUGUUUUUAUGAAGAGGAUCUCACGGAACACUAAAACAUUGCUGGCAAAAUUGUAUCUGUCAAGCAAGCCAUAAUUAAUGCAUGACCUGAAAGCUACUAAAAUUGUUUAAAUCCCAGCGUUACAUUUUAGGUGCUAAUAUUUAAAAUCUAUUUGAGAUGAGUGUAUUUCAAGUUCAAACCCCAUCUUGCAGUUUACAGUAUGUACAUUGUCUUAUAAUCAAAUCGUUUACUUCUGUUACAGGAGAGUAAGAUACUACUUUUUCUCUUAGAUAUUUACGCACAAAAAAGUUUCUUUGAUGGAGCACGUUGGAUGUCAUUUCUCAAUAACUUAUUUUUAUUUCCUAAGGAAUAUCUUCUGCAGGUGUCAUGCUAUACAGACAAUAACAUUCCCAAAUCAUCUCUUGUCUCCUUUAAUAAUGUCACAGUAGGAGGUAUUCACA